CGCUCCACGGCAGCCUUCUCGCGCCCCUCCCACGCCCCGUAUGCGCAAGCCCCCACCGCGUCCGAAUCCGACACGAGCUCUCGAGCGAUAGCUACCCACGAUGCCGCCGCACGGGGGCCGCUACCCCGGCCACAACCUCUCCAACCCCUUCGCACACCUCGGAAACCCCAUGAGCCAGCAGCAACAGCUCCAGCAGCAGCAGCACCAACAGAACAUGCAACAGCCCGGCUUUGGUGGCGCGACCCCAGGCCACAACCUCAACCUCUUCGGUCACAGCCAGAACAGCUUCCAGUCGCACGCGGGACUAGGCGGAGGCAUAGGCGGCGCUGGGCUUGGCGGAGCAGCCGGGCUAAGUGGUGGGACCGGGCUGGACGGUCAAGAAGCGCGCAUGCGUUUUGCUCAGGGUGCUCAGCUGCAACAGGAUGCCGCCAUGGGCCGCGGGCAAGAUGGCGCGAAAGGCCUUGCGGGACAGCGGAUACGUGACGUCUGGAGGUCGAACCUGCAUCAGGAAAUGGACCUGUUGCGCUCGCUCGUCGAUCAGUAUCCUUACAUCAGUAUGGACACCGAGUUCCCCGGCGUCGUCGCCCGCCCCAUCGGCGACUUCAACUCAAAAGCUUCCUAUCAUUAUCAGACCGUGCGCUGCAACGUCGACCUCCUCAAGAUCAUCCAGCUGGGCGUUACCCUUUUCUCGGUACAAGGCGACGUCCCUCCGUCACACCUCGACGCUUCAAAGCUAAGCUAUCAGCCCAAAGCAGUGCAGCAAUACGCCAACAAGAUCAUUGUGUGCCCUUGCACCUGGACCUUCAACUUCAAGUUUUCGUUAGAGGACGACAUGUACAACGAAGAGUCCAUCCAGAUGCUAAAGAAGUCUGGCGCCGACUUUGAGAAACAUGCUAGCCAGGGCAUCGAUCCCGAGGAAUUCGGCUCACUCCUGAUAACGUCCGGAAUGACGCUCACCGAAGACGUCAACUGGAUAUCUUUCCACUCCGGCUACGACUUCGCGUACCUCAUUAAGAUGCUUACUUCGAAGGCACUGCCCGAGGAUGAGGAGGCAUAUCGCAAACUCGUCGAGAUAUUCUUCCCGCGGCUGCUAGACGUCAAGUACCUCUGGCGGCACGCGAACAACCUCGUGCGUCGGGGUGUGAUAGGAUCGCAAGCGACCAACAUAUUGAACAACCUGGGCACUAAAUCCGGCCUCCAAGACCUCGCUGAUGAGCUGGGCUGUCAGCGCAUCGGAAAUUCACACACCGCUGGCUCAGACGCAUGGCUCACAGGAACAGUGUUCUGGGAAUUGCGGAAGAAAAUUUUCGACGGCCAGGUCCCCGAGGACAUGAACGGACAGAUGUGGGGUCUCACCGGCGUCGGACCGCCCGCCAGCGCAACCGCCCAAGCCGCCGUGCUCGCAGCCCAGGGCGCUCAGAAUCUAGCCGGCUACCAGGGCAUGAACGGCGGCAUGAUGUUCCACCCUGGCGCUACAGCCACACACCGUGCCGAUGGACCCAGCACGCCAACAAGCCACCCCGCUGGUCUCGCAACAACGCCCGGGCCGUCUCACGGAGGUAUGAUGACUCCGGGGGCGACGGGCACGUUUGGAGAGUUCAGAUAUGGUGGCAAGUAAUUGCGCUAUGUCCGGCUUCUUUACUGAACGUGCUGCGCAGGCCCGCCCGCUAUGGGACGCCCAUCGCUGACCUUGUUUUCGCCAACACCUUUGUCGCUGUCACAAGCAAUGCCGUCGGUUUUGGUGCAGGCAACUCCGUCGCCCUUGUCGGCA
Messenger RNA from Trematosphaeria pertusa, 1771 nucleotides. RefSeq names its product CAF1-domain-containing protein. The transcript is spliced from 2 exons. The coding region runs from base 101 to 1618 and encodes 505 amino acids. NCBI's taxonomy places the organism in Eukaryota, Fungi, Ascomycota, Dothideomycetes, Pleosporales, Trematosphaeriaceae. The record is from RefSeq and is a predicted model, not a curated record. Gene Ontology annotation, molecular function: poly(A)-specific ribonuclease activity; nucleic acid binding. Gene Ontology annotation, cellular component: CCR4-NOT core complex; CCR4-NOT complex; P-body.